This is a messenger RNA of Medicago truncatula (barrel medic), 3651 nucleotides long. Its product is annotated as protein RRC1-like. Gene Ontology annotation, molecular function: RNA binding. Gene Ontology annotation, biological process: RNA processing. The record is from RefSeq and is a predicted model, not a curated record. Gene Ontology annotation, cellular component: nucleus. Lineage: Eukaryota; Viridiplantae; Streptophyta; Magnoliopsida; Fabales; Fabaceae.
CAAAUGUAGAAACCCUGUUUUGUUUUCAUAAGAAAAAAAAGAAAAGAAAAAGUUGAAGAAAUAGCCUCUCCUUCUUCCUGCCCUUGAUUGAAACCAAACCAGAACUGGACACAACCAACUGCGCAUCCCAUCCUUCCGACGACGAGACUUCUUCCGUUCCGUUCGACUAACGAACUACUCAAUUUAGAGACAAGUAUUAGUCAUUGCACAAUCGCAUUUUUUGUACCUCAAGCUACUCCACUCUUCGGGAGAGACAGGCUUUCUUUGCUAAUGCAAAGAUGAGUUCGUUCUCCAUUACGAGGAAAAAGACGCCAUUUCAGAAGCAUAGAGAAGAGGAGGAGGCAAAAAAGAAGAGAGCGGAAGAUGAGACUGCUCGCCUGUAUGCUGAAUUUGUAGAGUCAUUUCAAGGGGAUAAUGCUCCCGGGUCAAAGACUUUUGUUCGAGGAGGAACAAUUAAUCCCAAUGAUAAAUUGAAAGACGAUUCUGAGGGUGAAAAGUCCAAAGAGGGGGUAUCUGGUCCAAAGAAGGGAAGUAGAUAUGUACCAUCUUUUAUACCGCCUCCAUUGGCAACCAAGGGGAAAGAAUCUGAAAAGAAAAAAGAGGAAGAAAAGCCAAAGGAAAAAGAGAAAGGAAAGUCAAGGAACAUUGAUCAUUUUAUGGAGGAGCUAAAGCAAGAGCAAGAGAUGAGGGAGAGACGAAAUCAAGACCGUGAACAAUGGCGUGAUGGGCGUAUUGGAGAGCAUUCUAUUUCCAGUCGUUUUGAUGAACUACCUGACGAUUUUGAUCCAAGUGGAAAGCUUCCAGGAUCAUUUGAUGACGGUGAUCCACAAACUACAAAUCUUUACGUUGGAAAUCUCUCACCCCAGGUUGAUGAAAACUUUCUUCUGCGCACUUUUGGAAGAUUUGGACCUAUUGCUAGUGUGAAGAUAAUGUGGCCUCGAACAGAGGAGGAGCGAAGGCGGCAAAGAAACUGUGGUUUUGUUGCAUUCAUGAACAGAGCUGAUGGACAGGCUGCAAAAGACGAAAUGCAAGGAGUCGUGGUUUAUGAGUACGAAUUGAAAAUUGGAUGGGGAAAGUCAGUUGCCCUCCCAUCACAAGCAUUACCUGCACCUCCACCAGGGCAUAUGGCCAUCAGGAGUAAGGAGGGUAACACUGUUAUCUUGUCUGGCCCAUCAGGUCCACCAGUAACAUCAGUGCCUAGUCAGAACUCUGAACUGGUUCUUACUCCUAAUGUUCCUGAUAUAAUGGUUACACCUCCUGAGGAUGAACAUCUAAAGCAUGUAAUUGAUACAAUGGCUCUGUAUGUAUUGGACGGAGGAUGUGCUUUUGAACAGGCUAUUAUGGAGAGGGGUCGUGGCAACCCUCUUUUCAAUUUCUUGUUUGUUCUUGGCUCGAAGGAGCAUACCUAUUAUGUUUGGAGGCUCUAUUCAUUUGCUCAGGGUGAUACUCUUCAAAGAUGGCGAACUGAACCUUUUAUCAUGAUAACGGGUAGUGGAAGAUGGAUUCCUCCUGCAUUACCGAUAGCGAAAAGUCCAGAACAUGACAAAGAAUCUGGCUCCACACAUGCUGCUGGAAGGAGCAGGCGUGCAGAACCUGAAAGAACCCUGACUGAUGCACAGAGGGAUGAGUUUGAGGAUAUGCUGCGUGCUUUAACAUUAGAGAGGAGUCAGAUAAAGGGGGUUAUGGGGUUUUCUUUGGAUAACGCCGAUGCAGCUGGCGAGAUAGUUGAAGUGUUGACGGAAUCCUUGACACUUAAAGAAACCCCUAUUCCUACUAAAAUUGCAAGGCUUAUGCUUGUCUCUGAUAUUCUUCAUAAUAGUAGUGCUCCUGUAAGAAAUGCAUCGGCUUAUCGCACCAAGUUUGAAGCAACAUUACCUGAUGUAAUGGAGAGUUUUAAUGACUUGUAUCGUAGCGUAAUGGGGCGUAUUACUGCUGAAGCCCUUAAGGUACUGAAAACCAGUAGACUGCCUUGCUAUAAUUUCUUAUUAUUCUUAUUCUGUUUACAAUCUUUAUCUGAAAUGUUGCAGGAGCGAGUACUGAAAGUUUUGCAAGUAUGGGCCGAUUGGUUUCUCUUUUCAGAUGCUUAUGUUAAUGGCUUAAGAGCCACUUUCCUUAGACCUGGGAACUCUGGUGUAAUACCAUUCCACUCCAUAUGUGGUGACGCACCUGAUAUUGAGCAGAAGAUCACUUCUGAUGAUGCUAUUGUUGGUGGCAAGACCGACCAAGAUGCUGCAUUGGCAAUGGGUCGAGGAGCUGCAACGAAAGAGCUAAUGAGUCUUCCUCUUGCUGAGCUGGAAAGGCGGUGCCGACACAAUGGAUUGUCACUUGUUGGUGGUAGAGAAAUGAUGGUUGCACGGUUGCUAAGUCUUGAAGAGGCAGAAAAGCAAAGAGGUUAUGAACUAGAUGAUGGAUUGAAAUAUCCCGGCAACCAAACAAGUUCAGGGAAAAAUUCAAGUGGUCAGCGAGAAACAAGUGCAGAUCCUGAACCAAUGGGAUUGUCUGGAUUGAAUCAUUAUGGGGAUGAAGAUUUGCAGUUGCAAGGCAAAGGUUAUGCACCUUUAGCGCCAACCCUUCCUAUUCCACAGCCUGAACUUAAAGCCUUCGCAAAAAAAGAGAAGAAUGAUCUGGUUCUGCCAGCCUCUAAAUGGGCUCGGGAGGAUGAUGAGAGUGAUGAUGAGCAAGGGAAAGGUGGGAAAAAUCUUGGGUUAAGCUACUCAUCCUCUGGUAGUGAGAAUGUGGGUGAUGACCUUAUUAAAGCUGAUGAAUCAGAGGCUGCUGCUGAUUCAAGUUUUCCAGCUCAUGCUGACAGUGGAAUGAAUGAAGAGCAGAGACAAAAGUUGAGACGCUUGGAGGUUGCUUUAAUUGAAUAUCGCGAGUCUCUUGAAGAAAGGGGGAUUAAAAAUUUGGAAGAAAUUGAGAAGAAAGUUCUGAUGCACCGGAAACGGCUGCAAGUGGAGUACGGGUUAUCAGAUUCUAAUGAAGAUGGUCAAGGCAGUAGGAAAACAUCUUCAGAGAGGAGGGAUAGGCAUGAUGUCUCAAGGAAACGGCACCGCAGCCAUAGUCCAAGUCGUAGUCCACAACAGAAACCGUCAAGCAAAGACAGAGAUAGAGAACGAGACAGAAAAAGAGAUAAAAGUUAUGAUUUUGACAGUGAUAGAGGAAGAGACAGGCUCAGGGAGAAGAGUGGAAGCAGGGAGAGGGAUGAUCAUGAUAGGGAUAGAGGCAGGGACAGAGACAGAGACAGAAGAAGACGCGCCAAAUAGCAUUUCACAUGCACACCAGAGAUCUGUAACCUUAACCGUUUGCAGACGGGUUUGUAAGAGUUCGAACAGUUGGCUUUUUGUCAUCAUAGGGGGGAAUCUUGGUAAAAGAUAGAAAUGAAAUGUCUGCCAGAAAAUUGUGUUGCUAAAGACAAUCUUUGAAAAUGUUGAAGAGAAUCUGGCCCUUGAUACCCCUAUAAGUUUAACUUCAUGUAAUUUUAAGAUAAAAUCUUGUUAAUUUUGUGAAGUAGUGAAUGAUGCUGCACAAUCCCUUUUGUAAUCAAGAAGGUUCUGAGAUAUUGGGCUGACAUUUUUUUCAAAAAUAUUUUUACUGGCUGUUAAUUCAGUUAUAUAGGUGAGAAAUGAUAUUUGAACAUCCAUUUUGUGACAA